AUGGAAUUGUCAACUGCCGACGAAACAGUCGAAAGUUGUUGCUGUAAAAUUAAGUUGAAGAAGUUCGUGAUAAAUUUAAAUUACGAAGUUGACAUAUUGGCAAGACCAGUGGAACACAUUUUACAAGCGGGCCCAGAAGAUCGGAACAUUUUUAAACAACUAUUUGGUGCUUGUAAUGUUUGGGUAAAGUGCCCCCAAGACGAAUUGAAAAUCUUUAAUGAUAUUGAAAGUGGAUUAUACGAUAUGCUUAUUAUACUAGACGAUAUUCUGGACGGAACGGUACUUCGCAAAGGACUUCCUUCUGCCCACUUGGUCUAUGGAAUUCCGCUAACGGUGCAUGCCACAGAACAUAAGAUGUUUCUAAUAAUGAAAAAUAUACUCUGCUGUGCGAAAAUUAGGGAGGACAUCGCUAUUAAUGAUUUUAUCACUUUGGGUAUUAGAUUUUUCACUGGACAAGGACUAGAAAUCUAUUAUAGAGACAUUCAACAAUGUUCAAGAUUUUAUAAUUUUUGUAAUGGAGAGACUCCUGUUGUAGAAUAUGCCACUGCCUUCGUGUGGGGACUCCUAUGGUUAAAACUCUGUGCUAAAAACGAUAAAAUCGAGUUGAGUGUAGAUUUUUGUGACAAAAUAGGUGAAUUUCUUCAGAUAUAUGACGACUACAUAAAUUUGCACAGUCCCAAGUACGCAACCGUUCGGAUUUUCUCCGACGAUUUGGAUGAGGGAAAAUUCAACUUUCCUGUAAUACAUGCAAUUCACACCCAUCCCAACGAUCAUCGCAUUCUGAAUAUGUUAAAAAAAAGACCACUGGACGUAGAAAGUAAGAAACUCUUUGUGGAGAUAAUGGAAAGUUUUGGAAGUUUCGAGUACACGAGAAAGGUACUGGAAGAGUUGAAAAAUGGAAUUCUGGUCGACGUGGACAACAUGAAUGUGGGAAAAAAUUUAUAUCUAGAACGAGUUCUCCACGAUGUACUCGAUAAUUUAGAAACGGAAAUUUAUUACGAUGGUUGCGACUAAUAUAACCUUGGCGAUUGCAUGUGUUUCAUUUGUUUGUAAAGGUACGAUACCAAAUUAAUUCUACAGGACGGCAGAAAGUUUAGUCGAUUAAUUAUAAGUUAAAAUGUAAUGUAUCUUCGAAGUGUCUACUUUUAAA
Zophobas morio is the source of this 1150-nucleotide messenger RNA. Its product is annotated as terpene synthase-like. The transcript is spliced from 7 exons. Gene Ontology annotation, molecular function: prenyltransferase activity. The coding region runs from base 1 to 1014 and encodes 337 amino acids. Lineage: Eukaryota; Metazoa; Arthropoda; Insecta; Coleoptera; Tenebrionidae. Gene Ontology annotation, biological process: isoprenoid biosynthetic process. The record is from RefSeq and is a predicted model, not a curated record.